Molecule: messenger RNA, 813 nt
Organism: Pedinophyceae sp. YPF-701
Lineage: Eukaryota; Viridiplantae; Chlorophyta; Pedinophyceae
Source: the annotation of a GenBank genome assembly
AUGUACGGGCUCGCGGCGUCCUCUGACGCGUCGAGGAUGGUGUGCGGCCGGCACGCUGCGGUCGGGUCCAAGCACUCGAGCCUCUGCCCGAUUAUGCCUCGGCGGGGCGUGUGGAGGGCCGCGUCUCCGAGCGGCACGCGUGUUAAUAUGAGGGUGAUGGCGGUGGGGCGGGGGGAUAGGCGGGCCGUGCGUGGCAGGUUUGGCGACAGCACGCCGGGGAGGGAGAGCGAGUGGACCUUGCCGACGCAGGCGGACAUGGUGACGAAGGGGGGGCAGAAGGCGGCAGUGGCAGAGGUCAAGGAGAAGGACGACGCGCUCGACUACCUGAGCGAGCUGCGCGCCAUCCAAGACAACGACCCGAAGAAGAUCGGGUUCUUCGGCACGCGGAACCUGGGCCUCAUGCACCAGAAGCUCGUCGAGACGCUGGCGUACGCGAUGAUCAUCACGGGGAACAAGCUGGUCACAAGCGGCGCCACGGGCACCAACGCCGCCGUCAUCCGCGGGGCCCUGCGCGCGCCCGAGGACGAGGUCGCGGAGAACCUCCUCGUCGUCCUCCCGCAGUCCAGCUACCUCCAGCCCGCCGAGUCCCGCGAGCUCCUCGAACAGGUGCGCGACGCGGGCUGCAAGGUCAUCGAGAGCCCGGAGAACGACGGCCUGAGCUUGUACCAGGCCUCCCAGAUAUGCAACCGCGACAUUGUCAACCGGGUGGAGCAGGUCAUCAUCUUCGCCUUCCACGACAGCAGCCUGCUGCUCUCCACCGCGAGCGAGGCCCGGGCGCGAAAACGCCUCGUGACUCUGUUCUAUCUGGAUUAG